Molecule: messenger RNA, 1797 nt
Organism: Durusdinium trenchii
Lineage: Eukaryota; Dinophyceae; Suessiales; Symbiodiniaceae
Source: the annotation of a GenBank genome assembly
GCAGCUGUGAGGGGGGAAGCGGUGAAGUGAAGCGGGAAGGUUUGAUGUUGCCCAGUUACUCCAUUUUGGGGGCAUAGUUACUUACAUUGGGUGGUCGACCUUGGGUCAAUGUAUUUAUAUCUACAUGUAUAUUAAAAUAUACUAUAUUCCAUACAUGGGAGUGUUCGAUGUUGGAUAUUAGCCCGUACUGGAGGGCCAAAAGGCGUGUUGUUGGUGACCGUGGAGCAGAUCCUCAAGACGUCUAUAUUUUGGGGGGUGGUGAAAAUGUGCUUGUGCGGUUUGCAUGUUUUGACACUUGUUGUGGGUGUGACUUGGAAUCGAGAAAGAACACGCCAACACCAUCCAAAACUCGUUCAUUUAAAGCCACAAAUCUGUCCUCGUGAGUAGCGGUGCCUGUGUGAGUCGCCUUAGGCUUUGUUCUGCUUGUUUGAUGAGGCACAGCUGAGAGGUCUAUUUGGAUCAAGCAAGAGUUGAGUGAACUUAACAUUCCAUCGAGACAGGCCAUGCUGCUUUUGGCACGUGGUACAAGUGUCCUUCACCAGUCCAAAGCUUGUGGCUUUGUGUUUCAACGGAUUGCCACUGUGAUCGAACGAAUUGCGGGUGGCUCGGCAGUGGUGCGGCAUGAUGAAAGCAAGUUGUGUCAUGGAUACAUUUGUUCCACUUCGUCUAAUUUGUCAGCAAAGCGCUACAACACUCAUGAUGCAUUUGCACAAGUUGAUUUGCCGAAGCAGGGGAGUUGUUAUUUCUGGCGACAGAGGGAGGGAUUGAGCGCCCAUGCCCCUGCUGGGGAACAACUUGGCGCCGUAGUGAACACAGGAGAGAGCUUGGUAAUUGAACCCACAGAAGAGGAGAAGUGGCUGGCCUCUCAGCUCAAAAAGGUUGGCAACAGAAAAAAUGGACAUGGACAGUGGCAAAAAGUGUACGCUGAAUAUUCUGGGUUGAACCCAUUGGUGCUGACUGCUGCAAUGCAGGCAGCACUGAGACAGGGAGACUAUGAAGAAGGCUUUCACAUCUACCAAAAGGUCAGACAUAUGACAUUGCCGACGUAUGCGGUCUCCAUCAAGCUCCUUGGGAAGCUUGGUAAACUUGAUGAAGUCGAACGACUUUGGCGACAGCUGGUUGAGCUGGACCUGGUCAAUCGAUUUGUAGCUGGAAGCCGCAUUGAUGCUGCUGCAGACAGUGGAGACAUUCAAGCUGCAGCCAGAGUGCUCCAGUACAUGAAGGAGAAGGGUAUUGAGACCAUCGAUGUGCAUUUCAACUCAGCCAUCAAUGCUUGUGCCAAUAGCCAAGAUGCCAAUCGAGCAGACAUCGCUCAAGGCUUUUUUGAUGAGAUGUUGCGGACAGGAUUGAAGCCCACCAUUGUGACAUAUGCCACCUUACUUCGUGCGUUCCGACAAAUGCCCAAAGAACGUUUGUUGAACUUGUUGAUGGAUAUGAAAAAGCAUAAUGUGAAAGCAAAUGCAGUGUUUGCUGAAUCCUUUCUCUUCAUUUUUUUGCAGAAGCCUCGUGGGAAGACCUGCUGGAGAGAGCAAAGUGAGAUUGCUGUGCAGAUCAGGAAACUGCCUAUGGCGGACCUACGGGCUGCGAAGGAGUUUGUUGAUGAGGUAAAGCGUUCGAAUGUCAAAUUGAACAUGUCCAGCGAGCGGAUCGACGUUGUACUUCAGCUUCUCAUAGACGAAGCCCGCAGUAUAUUGGGUCAGAGACAUUAGACGAUGAUGAUUCGCUGUGGCCUUUGAGAGUAUCUUUUUUUCAGUGUAUUGCUUCAGAGUAGAAUGUAGUGACAUCGAUCACAGACGC